Daphnia carinata is the source of this 1014-nucleotide messenger RNA. RefSeq lists its product as uncharacterized. Bases 78 to 947 code for a protein of 289 amino acids. NCBI's taxonomy places the organism in Eukaryota, Metazoa, Arthropoda, Branchiopoda, Diplostraca, Daphniidae. The transcript has 2 exons. The record is from RefSeq and is a predicted model, not a curated record.
GAGGCACUGCCAACGUGAAGGUCGUGUUGAAUGACUGCCUUACAUCGUCACUUAGGUAUAAAAGAAGGUGAAACUCGAUGGAAAUGCAGCAGACUUGCCUUCCUCAUCUCUUCUGCAACAACCAAGCAGUUCCUUCUCCACGAAAAAACAUGAAAUUCUCGGCUUCAGCAGCUAUUUUCCUGGCCGUUUGUUUGGUCUAUGUUCAUGCGGAUGAACGUCGUGUUCCGUCGCAUGGAGGACAUCUACCACUUCCAUAUCGGCCGCCAUCUUACCACGUCAAACCCCAUCCCCCCAAGCCCUAUCGUCCUCAGCCUUACCAUCCCAAGCCCCAACCUCCUUUGCCUUACCAUGCUAAGCCCAUCCAUCCUUUGCCAUACCACCCUAAACCCCAACAUCCUUUGCCUUACCGUCCAAAGCCCCAACGCCCAACACCUUACAAGCCCAAGCCUCAACAUCCCAAGCCUCAACGCCCCUCGACUCACCGCCCAAAGCCUCAGCGCCCCAAUCGUCCGUGGGUGAUGCAACCCCAAUCCGACAACACCAACAUCAACAUUAACCGCAACGAGAAUAGCAAUGAGGACAUCAUCUUUGCCGAACUUUUUUCUCAACUACUCGCCAACGCAGAGGACCCAUGUCUUUUUGACACGGACUGCUUCGAUAAGAAAUUGAAAACUAAAGAUAUUGCUGUUGAAGCAAAGGCCAACAAGACCCAAGAACAAGAGCCUGCUACCCCCAGCGAGUCCGCCGAUGCUACCACCAAUGACACUGAGGCUGCUACCACUAAUGACGUCGCGGAUGUUGCAACCGACGACUCCGAGGCUAGCUUUGAUCAGGCUGAAGAAGAGGAUGCUUUUAUUGUGGAAUCACGCCAAGAAGAAGAAGAUGCAGUGGUUGUAGAAUCACGCCAAGAAGCGGAAGCAGAAGAUGAUGGUAUGAUUAUGGCCUAGGCUCCAGAAGCUUUGAAAAUCCAAAUCUCGCCUAGCCACUACCAACAGCGAUACAACACGGAUAAAG